Messenger RNA from Laccaria bicolor S238N-H82, 1472 nucleotides. RefSeq lists its product as uncharacterized. Gene Ontology annotation, biological process: D-xylose metabolic process. The record is from RefSeq and is a predicted model, not a curated record. The transcript is spliced from 6 exons. Gene Ontology annotation, molecular function: UDP-glucuronate decarboxylase activity; NAD+ binding. The coding region runs from base 32 to 1324 and encodes 430 amino acids. NCBI's taxonomy places the organism in Eukaryota, Fungi, Basidiomycota, Agaricomycetes, Agaricales, Hydnangiaceae. Gene Ontology annotation, cellular component: cytoplasm.
GUCUCUCUCUUGUUCCCCUGCCACGACCACAAUGGCCAGCGCUCUCCCCAUCAAGACUCUUGACAAAAGUGGCAAUGAAAUCACCUCUGUGGGUUUCAAGCGCUUCGGCUUCGAUAGCGAGGUCAAGAUCGACAUCCUUCGCUCGUUGUACCUACGGCCACACUAUGCCGUUUCUACCUUGAAAUCCGCAGAUAUUGAUGAUGAAGCUCAAGAAACAACUCAUCAUGCUGUGUUCACUCAAGGACACUCAGCAUACCAGUCAAAAUCCAUUUUUCAUCCUGACACGAACUCGAUUUCUUACACCACCCUCUCUCGAUUCCCUCCUGUUACUCUUCUCCCCCCAUCUGCGAGGAAACGCAUUUUGGUGACUGGAGGUGCCGGCUUCGUUGGUUCCCAUCUUGUGGACCGUCUCAUGCUCUUGGGGCACGAAGUCACUGUCAUUGACAAUUUUUUCACGGGUUCUAAGACGACCGUCAGCCACUGGGUUGGACAUCCCAACUUUGAGCUGGUCCGCCACGAUGUCGUCGAACCUUUUAUGAUUGAGUGUGAUCAAAUAUAUCAUCUUGCAUGCCCUGCUUCACCGCCCCACUAUCAGUUCAAUGCGGUCAAAACGAUCAAAACGUCCUUCAUGGGUACUUUAAACAUGCUUGGACUGGCGAAGCGCACUAAAGCUCGCUUCCUCAUUUCGAGUACUUCUGAGGUCUACGGCGACCCUGAGGUUCAUCCCCAAAAUGAGGAAUAUUGGGGCCACGUCAAUCCCAUUGGGCCUCGUGCCUGUUAUGAUGAGGGGAAGCGCGUUGCCGAAACCCUGACCUAUGGAUUCCAACGUCAAGACGGCGUCAAUGUUCGCGUCGCCCGUAUCUUCAAUACAUACGGCCCUAGAAUGAAUCCGUACGAUGGUCGUGUUGUCUCAAACUUCAUCGUCCAGGCCUUGAAGGGCGAAGACAUGACUGUUUAUGGCGACGGCAAACAAACCCGCUCGUUCCAAUACAUUCAUGACCUCAUUGAUGGUCUCAUUGCGCUUAUGAACUCGGACGAGUCCCGGCCCGUUAACAUUGGCAAUGGAGAUGAGUUCACCAUCGGCGAGUUUGCUGAACUUGUUCGGGACGUUGUCGAAAAGGUGCAAGACGAAGAUGGUGACAAGCGCUCCAGGCGCGUCGAUAUCGUCUAUAAGCCUAUCCCCACCGAUGAUCCUCAAAAGCGAAGGCCUGAUACCACCAGAGCCAAGGAAACCCUUGAUUGGCAACCGAAAUGGACUGUCCGCAUGGGUUUGGAGGAGAUGGUUAGGUAUUACAAGGCAAAAAUGGCCGAGGGCAGUCUUUAGAGUCGAACUUUUUUGCUAUCACAAAUCGAACUUUGCAAGUAAACCUCUAUCCACUGUUGUUGUACACUCAUAGACGGACGGACUAUAUACAAGUUGUGGUUUCGAUACAGUUUGGGAAUAAAGAAAUAUAAGGUUACGUUCAAAAAAA